Achroia grisella is the source of this 4206-nucleotide messenger RNA. RefSeq names its product streptococcal hemagglutinin-like. The coding region runs from base 22 to 4206 and encodes 1394 amino acids. The transcript is spliced from 6 exons. The record is from RefSeq and is a predicted model, not a curated record. Lineage: Eukaryota; Metazoa; Arthropoda; Insecta; Lepidoptera; Pyralidae.
CACGUGCAGAAAAGCAACAUUAUGAAAUUCUUUCUAUUGCUUGUUGUGGCACUAGUCGCCGUCGAAGCAGCUCCAAAGCCUGCUGUAAUCGUAAAAAGUAGUUCUGCAAGCAAAAGCAGUUCCUACUCAGCCAGCAGCAGUAAAUCGAGCAGCAUUGUGAAGGAUGGCAGCAUUUCCAAGUCCUCGUCUAACAGCGCAGCAAAAAGCAGCAGUAGCUCCUACUCGUCUGCGAGUGAAAUCGUAGAUACUGAUUCAUGUGGCAACGAAACAGGAAGUAGUAACUCAUCAUCGAGUAGUAAUGCUAACUCAUCCAGUAACAGCAGUGCAGACAGUAGCAGCAACUCCUCCGCCAACAGUAAUGCCAAUUCAUUCUCGAGUAGUAAUGCUAACUCAUCCAGUAACAGCAGUGCAGACAGCAGCAGCAACUCCUCCGCCAACAGUAAUGCCAAUUCAUCCUCGAGUAGUAAUGCUAACUCAUCCAGUAACAGCAGUGCAGACAGCAGCAGCAACUCCUCCGCCAACAGUAAUGCCAAUUCAUCCUCGAGUAGUAAUGCUAACUCAUCCAGUAAUAGCAGCGCAGACAGUAGCAGCAACUCAUCUGCAAACAGCAACGCAAACUCAUCUUCAAGUAGUAAUGCUAAUUCAUCGAGUAAUAGCAGCGCAGACAGCAACGCAAACUCAUCCUCAAGUAGCAAUGCUAACUCAUCCAGUGACAGCAGUGCAGACAGCAGCAGCAACUCCUCCGCUAAUAGUAAUGCGAACUCAUCCUCGAGUAGUAAUGCUAACUCAUCCAGUAACAGCAGCGCAGACAGUAGCAGCAACUCAUCUGCAAACAGCAACGCAAACUCAUCUUCAAGUAGUAAUGCUAACUCAUCGAGUAAUAGCAGCGCAGACAGCAACGCAAACUCAUCCUCAAGUAGCAAUGCUAACUCAUCCAGUGACAGCAGUGCAGACAGCAGCAGCAACUCCUCCGCUAAUAGUAAUGCGAACUCAUCCUCGAGUAGCAAUGCUAACUCAUCCAGUAACAGCAGUGCAGACAGCAGCAGCAAUUCGUCUGCAAACAGUAAUGCGAACUCAUCCUCGAGUAGCAAUGCUAACUCAUCCAGUAACGGCAGUGCAGACAGUAGCAGCAACUCCUCCGCUAAUAGUAAUGCAAACUCAUCCUCGAGUAGUAACGCUAACUCGUCCAGUAACAGCAGUGCCGACAGCAGUAGUAAUUCCUCCGCCAACAGUAAUGCGAACUCAUCCUCGAGUAGUAAUGCUAACUCAUCUAGUGAUAGCAGUGCAGACACUAGCAGCAACUCCUCCGCUAAUAGUAAUGCAAACUCAUCCUCGAGUAGUAACGCUAACUCGUCCAGUAACAGCAGCGCCGACAGCAGUAGUAAUUCCUCCGCCAACAGUAAUGCGAACUCAUCCUCUAGUAGCAAUGCUAACUCAUCCAGUGAUAGCAGUGCAGACAGCAGCAGCAACUCCUCCGCUAAUAGUAAUGCAAACUCAUCCUCGAGUAGUAAUGCUAACUCAUCCAGUAACAGCAGCGCAGACAGCAGCAGUAACUCUUCCGCUGACAGUAACGCAAACUCAUCUGCAAACUCAUCCGCAAACAGUAAUGCAAAUUCUUCCUCGAGUAGUAAUGCUAACUCAUCCAGUAACAGCAGCGCAGACAGCAGCAGUAACUCUUCCGCUGACAGUAACGCAAACUCAUCUGCAAACUCAUCCGCAAACAGUAAUGCAAAUUCUUCCUCGAGUAGUAAUGCUAAUUCAUCCAGUAACAGCAGUGCUGACAGCAGUAGUAAUUCCUCCGCCAACAGUAAUGCAAACUCAUCCGCCAACAGUAAUGCAAACUCUUCCGCCAACAGUAAUGCAAACUCUUCUGCCAACAGUAAUGCAAACUCUUCCGCCAACAGUAAUGCAAACUCUUCCGCCAACAGUAAUGCAAACUCUUCCGCCAACAGUAACGCAAACUCAUCCGCCAACAGUAAUGCAAACUCUUCCGCCAACAGUAACGCAAACUCAUCCGCCAACAGUAAUGCAAACUCUUCCGCCAACAGUAACGCAAACUCAUCCGCCAACAGUAAUGCAAACUCUUCCGCCAACAGUAACGCAAACUCAUCCGCCAACAGUAAUGCAAACUCUUCCGCCAACAGUAAUGCAAACUCUUCCGCCAACAGUAAUGCAAACUCAUCCGCCAACAGUAAUGCAAACUCAUCCGCCAACAGUAAUGCAAACUCAUCCGCCAACAGUAAUGCAAACUCAUCCGCCAACAGUAAUGCAAACUCUUCCGCCAACAGUAACGCAAACUCAUCCGCCAACAGUAAUGCAAACUCUUCCGCCAACAGUAAUGCAAACUCAUCCGCCAACAGUAAUGCAAACUCAUCCGCCAACAGUAAUGCAAACUCUUCCGCCAACAGUAAUGCAAACUCUUCCGCCAACAGUAAUGCAAACUCUUCCGCCAACAGUAAUGCAAACUCUUCCGCCAACAGUAACGCAAACUCAUCCGCCAACAGUAAUGCAAACUCUUCCGCCAACAGUAACGCAAACUCUUCCGCCAACAGUAAUGCAAACUCAUCCUCGAGUAGUAAUGCUAACUCAUCCAGUAACAGCAGUGCCGAUAGCAGCAGUAACUCGUCCGCCAACAGUAAUGCGAACUCAUCCAGUAACAGUAGUGCAAACAGCAAUAGCAACUCCUCUGCGAAUAGUAGUGCAAACUCGUCCGCAAAUAGUAACGCUAAUUCAUCUAGUAACAGCAAUUCAGGAAGCAGUAGUGACUCGUCCAGUUCUAGCAAUGCUGCAAGCAGUAGCAAUUCCUCAUCUGAUAGCGAAUCUGACUCGUCAAGCGAAUCAUCUAGUAGAUCCUCUAGUGCCAGUAGGUCGUCUAGUGCCAGCAAGUCAUCUAGUGCUAGCAAGUCUUCUAGUGCCAGCAAAUCUUCUAGUGCCAGCCAAUCUUCUAGUGCCAGUAAGUCCUCCAGUGCCAGUAAGUCUUCUAGUGCCAGUAGAACAUCUAGUGCCAGCAGGUCUUCAAGUGCUAGCCAGUCUUCUAGUGAAUCUAAUUCUGCAAGUAGUAGCGAAUCUGCUAGUGGCAGUAAAUCUUCUAGUGCUAGCAGGUCUUCUAGUGCUAGCAAAUCUGCUAGUGCAAGUCAAAGUUCUACUGUUAGCAAAAAUGGCAGUAUUACCAAGUCGUCCAGCGCAAGCAAAUCUGCAAGCAGUAGUCAAUCUGCUAGUAGCUCUAAAUCUGUAAGCACCGCUUCUGGUGUGGAACGGUCUAGUUCAAGUUCCAGAUCGAGCUCAAGUUCACAAUCUAGUUCAAGUUCUCGAUCUAGUAGUACCGAGAAGGAAAGUUUGGCUGCCGUUCAGGCUGGCUUGAUCAGGCCGAGACCUAAACCUGGGUCAUGGAGUCACAGCGAUUCCCAGAGUAGCAGCAGUUCUUACUCAUCUAGCAACAGUGAAGAGAAUUGUAACGGAAAGGAAAUCAGAAGAUCAGAAUCGGAGUCAUCAUCAAACAGUAGAUCAGACAGCAGCUCCUACUCUUCUGGAAACAAGAAAUCGAAAAGCGAAUCUUCGAGUUCCAGUUACUCUGCAAGCAGUAGUCAAUCCUCUUCUGGAAAUGAUUCUAACGCUUCAAGUUCCAGUUACUCAGGAAGUAGCAGUGAUGCAUCUUCUUCAGGAAAAGAUUCAAGCGCCUCCAGUUCUAGUUACUCCGGAAGCAGCAGCAAUGCAUCUUCUUCAGGAAAGAAAUCUAACGCUUCAAGUUCCAGUUACUCAGGAAGUAGCAGCAAAGACUCCAAUGCCUCAAGCUCCAGUUACUCAGGAAGCAGCAGCAAUGCAUCAUCAUCAGGAAAGGAUUCCAGUGCAUCCAGUUCUAGUUACUCAGGAAGUAGCAGUAACGCAUCCUCUUCUGGAAAAGAUUCCAGCUCUUCCAGUUCCAGCAAUUCAGAUAGCAGUAGCAACUCUUCUUCUAAAAAGAGCAAGUCUAGUUCUUCAUCUUGGAGUUCCAGUAGUUCAGAAAGUAGUAGUACCUCUUCUUCUGAUGGCAAGAGUUCUUCUCGUUCUGCUAGCAGCAGUGAAGCUGCAAGUAGCUCAUACUCCUCUAGUUCAUCAUCCGGCAAAAAGGGAUCUAGCUCGUACUCUAGUUCAAGUUCUCAAUCUAGCUCAAGUUCACAGUCUAGUAGUUACGAAUCAAGCAAUCAACAAGAGGAAGGGUGUGACUAA